AUGGAUCUUUGCUUCGCAGAGGUUGUGCAGAAAGUGAACAGUCUUGUUGCAGCAGGGCAGUACGGCAGGCUGUUUGAGGUUGUGCACUUUGCAAGACGUCAGUGGAAGGUAACAAACGAAGACUUGAUACUGAUAGAAAGCCACAUAGAUGCUGAAUGCAGGGAGCGAAUCAGAAUGGAAAAGGUAUUACUGGUUGCUGGGGCUGACUUCACUUUAAUAGGAAAGCCACUUCUGGGGCGAGACUUGGUGCGAGUCGAAGCAACAGUGAACGAGAAGACUGAAUCCUGGCCCAAAGUACACAUGCACUUUUGGAAAAGACACUGAUACCAGAGGAAAAGAAUAAUUGUGCAGCCGCAGACUGUACUGAGGAUCAAUAGCAUUGAAGUUGCCCCAAGCUUGUCCUGAUCCUCUGCUUCACUGUUCAGGAAGAACAGAUAUUGCUGAUUUUGGAAGCUGGAUAAUGCCUUUGACCAGCUUGUGACUAGCCAGUUUGAUCACCAUGUGAUCGAAUAGGGCCUGUUUGUAUUUGUACUGUAAACACAACUCCAUUAUGUAUGUACAAGUAGAAACCAACCCCAUUAAAAGGGUUUUACAA
This is a messenger RNA of Polyodon spathula (Mississippi paddlefish), 595 nucleotides long. RefSeq names its product 39S ribosomal protein L21, mitochondrial-like. Gene Ontology annotation, cellular component: mitochondrial large ribosomal subunit; ribosome. Gene Ontology annotation, molecular function: structural constituent of ribosome. The transcript has 4 exons. NCBI's taxonomy places the organism in Eukaryota, Metazoa, Chordata, Actinopteri, Acipenseriformes, Polyodontidae. The record is from RefSeq and is a predicted model, not a curated record.